AUGGGUAAUGACGGUGGCAGCAUCCCCACCCGACGCGAGCUCGUCAAAGAAGCCGCCCGCAACAAGACCACGACCGAACUCAAAGAAUCGCAAGCCGAACAGCAGGAAUACUACUGGACUACUGACCCAAUUACCAAUGAGCCGCUAGAGCCGCCUAUAGUGUCCGACUCGAAUGGACGUUUGUACAAUAAGGAAUCCGUACUCAAAUUACUCACGAGCGACGAGAGUAUCAACAAAGACGAGGCGGAGAAAGCGACGGCUGGAGCGAUCAAGACACUGAAAGACGUUGUUGAAGUCAAGUUCGAGGAGGAUACUGCAUACUCAAAGGGCGCAGUAACAAAAACAGCGAGCGGAGAAAAGAAGAACCGCUGGAUCUGCCCGAUCACAAAUAAACCCUUGGGCCCAGGUUCGAAGGCAGUUUACCUAGUCCCUUGUGGACACGCCUUUUCCAGUGCGGCACUCAAGGAAGUCGGCGAUGCAGAGAAAAAGUGUUUGCAAUGCGGAGAGGCAUAUGCACCUAAUGAUAUCAUUCCCAUUGUGCCCAUGAACGAGGAAGACGUCGCGCGGCUGUCGUUAAGAAUGAAAACACUAAAAGAGAAAGGUCUCACGCACAGUCUGAAGAAAGGAAAGAAGAGGAAGGCCAAAGAUCUUGACAACGUUCCUAAUGGGGAUGAUGAAAGAGCGCCUGACUUAGUGCCCGCAAAAAAUCAGCUCAACGGGAGUGGGACGAGUACGCCAACAAGCAACGGGAUCAAGAACUCUGCGACCGCAUCCCUGACUGCAAAGGUUCUGGAGGAACAAGAGCGAAAGAAGAGAAAGGUCGAGGAAAAUACCAACUUGAAAGGCCUAUUUACAAAUAGGGAGCAGAAGGUGGACGUUAAGAACAGCCGCGAUUUCAUGACGGGAGGGUUCACGAUGAGCAAAUAA
Messenger RNA from Verruconis gallopava, 927 nucleotides. RefSeq lists its product as uncharacterized. The coding region runs from base 1 to 927 and encodes 308 amino acids. NCBI's taxonomy places the organism in Eukaryota, Fungi, Ascomycota, Dothideomycetes, Venturiales, Sympoventuriaceae. The record is from RefSeq and is a predicted model, not a curated record. Gene Ontology annotation, biological process: site-specific DNA replication termination at RTS1 barrier; mitotic DNA replication termination. The transcript has a single exon. Gene Ontology annotation, cellular component: nucleus.